UUUUCAUGUCAAACAUAUAAAAAGCGAUAUGUCAGAAAUAAUAAAGAAAUACGAAAAUAUUUUUAAAAUUUUGCACCAAGAUCAUUCUUAUUUUUUAGCCAGUCCAAGAGAAUGUAAUUCAAAAACAAAUCUUAAAAAAGAAAAAUAUAUUCCAAGGAUUUUUCUAGAAGAGGAUCGUUUAGCUGCUUUAAAAAUAAAAAAAUUCUUGUGUUCCGCAAGAGACAAGAGGAUAUACAAUAAAAUAAAAUCAACACUGUUUGAAUUUGUUCGUAAAAAUCCUAUAUGGAUUCUCAAGAGAUUGGACUACAUGUGUUAUACACUUUUUGAAAAAAAUAAUUAUGAACUUGUUUUUAGAUUGGCGGGGGAAUCAUUUCCCCCUCAUAUAGUUUACAAAGUAUUUAACCGUUUUUAUGCAAUUAGUUCAUUGAAUUCUUCCAUGUUGAACUCGAAAUUAAAAAUUCACAGCAAUAACACGAAAAAAACAUUGAAAUCAUGUGGCUAUCAAAACAUAUAUAACGAAUGGAAAGUUUGUUAUGUUUAUAAAAGAGAAAAAAAGGAAUUAAAAGAUCUAAGACUGAAAAAGAAUAAGAGUUCAAAAACGUGGAUAUCUGAAAAAUAUGGACCUUGAAUAUAAAUGCAAGGAAAUUUUAUAAUAUUUCACCUUUAUUUGUACGAAAAACACACUAUAUUUGAUGUUUUAUUUCUAUUAUUAUCAUCAUCAAAUAAAAGUUCAAUUGAAACUGUUACC
Molecule: messenger RNA, 748 nt
Organism: Harmonia axyridis
Lineage: Eukaryota; Metazoa; Arthropoda; Insecta; Coleoptera; Coccinellidae
Exons: 3
Coding region: 29-628 (199 amino acids)
Source: RefSeq, a predicted model, not a curated record